This is a messenger RNA of Acanthosepion pharaonis, 1767 nucleotides long. NCBI's taxonomy places the organism in Eukaryota, Metazoa, Mollusca, Cephalopoda, Sepiida, Sepiidae. The record is from the annotation of a GenBank genome assembly.
AUGAGCCACUAUGUACCAAGCGCUGAAUCGUUGUACAUUUCUUUUCAUAUAAUUAAUCUAUCUAUCUAUCUAUCUAUCUAUCUAUCUAUCUAUCUGUCUGUCUGCCUAAAUCUGUUCAUUAUCUAUCUAUCUAAGAACAAAGAAGCGGACAAAGGCCGACGCAGAAACAGUGCUAACAUUAUCCUGUUUCUUUUUCCCUUGUUUCUUUUUACCCUGUUUCUUUUUUUCUCUCCUGUUUCUUUCCUCACAAUUUCUUUCCCCCCGUUUCUUUUUAUCCUGUUUUUAUUCCCCUGUUUCUGUUUUAUACCCGUUUCUUUUUUCUCUUGUUUAUUUUCUACUAUUUCUUUUCUUCCUGUUUCUUUCCCCCUGUUUCUUUUUUUCCCGUUUCUUUUUUAUCCUGUUUCUGUUUUAUCCCCCAUUUUCUUUUUAAUCCUGUUUCUUUUUUAUACGCCUGUUUCUUUUUUCUCUUGUUUAUUUUCUAUUAUUUCUUUUCCUCCUUUUACUUUUCCCCCUGUUUCUUUUCCCUGUUUCAUUUUCCCCGUUUCAUUUUUAUCCUGUUUCUGUUUUAUCCCCCUUUUUUCUUUUAAUCCUGUUUCUGUUUUAUUCCGCUGUUUCUUUUUUCUCCCGUUUCUUUUUUCUCCUUUUUCUUUUUUCUCCUGUUUCCUUUCUACUAUUUCUUUUCCUCUUAUUUCUUUUCCCCUUUUUCUUUGUUCUCCUGUUUCUUUCGCCCUUUUCUUUUUCCCCCGUUUCUUUUUCAUCCUGUUUCUGUUUAUCCCCCAUUUUCUUUUUAAUCCUGUUUCUUUUUUCUCCUCUUUCUUUUUUCUCUUGUUUAUUUUCUAUUAUUUCUUUUACUCCUAUUUCUUUUCCCCUGUUUCUUUGUUCUUCUGUUUCUUUGACCCUUUUUCUUUUUCCCCGUUUCAUUUUUCUCCUGUUUCUUUUUUUCUCUUGUUUCUUUUUCCCUUGUUUCCUUUCUACUAUUUCUUUUCCCCUGUUUAUUUGUUCUCCUGUUUCUUUCCACCCGUUUCUUUAUCCCCGUUUCUUUUUCAUCCCGUGUCUGUUUCAUCCCCCAUUUUCUUUUUAAUCAUGUUUCUUUUUUCUCCUGUUUCUUUUUUCUCCUGUUUCUUUUUUCUCCUGUUUCUUUUUUCUCCUGUUUCUUUUCAACUAUUUCUUUUUUUGUUCUCCUGUUUCUUUUCCACUGUUUCUUUUUUUCUCCUGCUUCUCUUUUUCUCUUGUUCCAUUUUUAUUCCUUAUUUCUUUUUUUUUUCUGGUUUCUAUGUUUUUCCGGAUUCCUUUAUUUUUUUUUUCGGGUUUCUUUAUUUUUCCGUUUUUUUUUUUUUUUGGUUUCUUUUCUCCUACCCACCCUUUGCAACAGUCCAGAGAAUUGGUUUUAUAUUGAGAAGAAAAUACACCCCUCAUCCUUUUCCCUUUCCGUUUAUCUAUCUAUCUAUCUAUCUAUCUAUCUAUCUAUCUAUCUAUCUAUCUAUCUAUCUAUCUAUCUAUCUAAUUCUCUUUAUUUUAUAUCUAUCUAUCUAUAUAUAUAUAUCUAUCUAUAUCUAUCUAUCUAUCUAUCUAUCUAUAUUUAUUUAUUUUAUAUCUAUCUAUCUAUCUAUAUUUAUCUAUCUAUCUAUCUAUCUAUCUAUAUAUAUAUAUAUAUAUAUAUAUAGAGAGAGAGAGAGAGAACAAUGUAUCUAUCUAUCUAUCUAUCUAUCUAUCUAUCUAUAUAUAAUUCUCUUUAUUUUAUAUCUAUCUAUCUAUCUAUAUUUAUAA